GGCUCAGCAAGCGACCCUCGACAACAAAUAUAUGCUUGGAGAUGAGAUUGGGAACGGACCAUACGGUCGAGUGUACAAGGGUUUGGACUUGGAGAAUGGAGAUUUUGUUGCAAUAAAGCAAGUGUCAUUGGAGAAUAUUGCACAGGAGGAUCUUGAUGCCAUCAUGCAAACGAUUGACUUGCUUAAGAAUUUGAACCACAAAAACAUAGUGAAAUAUCUUGGAUCCUUACAGACAGAGACACAUCUCUAUAUAAUCCUCGAGUAUGUGGAGAAUGGCUCACUUGCAAACAUCAUUAAGCCCGAAAACUUUGGGCCGUUUCCUGAAUCAUUGGUUGCUGUUUAUAUAGCUCAGGUUUUGGAAGGCUUGGUUUAUUUACAUGAACAAGGGGUCAUCCAUCGGGAUAUUAAGUGUGCUAAUAUUCUGACUACUAAAGAGGGUCUUGUAAAAUUGACGGAUUUUGGGGUUGCCAUGAAGCUAACCGAGGCUGAUGCUAAUACACAUUCGGUUGUCGGAACACCUUACUGGAUGGCUCCUGAGGUUAUUGAAAUGUCUGGAGUUUGUACUGCAUCUGAUAUAUGGAGUGUCGGUUGUAUUGUGAUUGAGCUACUUACUGGUGCACCUCCUUAUUAUGAUCUUCAACCCAUGCCUGCGCUCUUUAAGAUCGUUCAGGAUGAGAAUCCAACGAUACCAGAUAGCUUGUCACCCGACAUAACUGAUUUUCUUCUCCAGUGCUUUAAAAAGGAUGCUAAGCUGAGGCCCGAUGCAAAGACGCUGCUUUCUCACCCGUGGAUACAAAACUCUAGGCGCGUUGUAUGAUAAAUGAAUGCACCUAUUUACCAUAAAUGUGUUUAAGCCUGAAAGGGGCGAACCAAAAUUCUAGGCGUGUUGUAUGUGUUGGAAAAUACUUAUUUGUUAAAUUACAUAAUUGACUUUACGCCAUUUA
Molecule: messenger RNA, 944 nt
Organism: Helianthus annuus (common sunflower)
Lineage: Eukaryota; Viridiplantae; Streptophyta; Magnoliopsida; Asterales; Asteraceae
Product: MAP3K epsilon protein kinase 1
Exons: 10
Coding region: 32-817 (261 amino acids)
Biological process (GO): protein phosphorylation
Molecular function (GO): ATP binding; protein kinase activity
Source: RefSeq, a predicted model, not a curated record